AUGGGAAAUUGUCAUUCGGAUACAGCGAUCAAUACAGAGGAUGAGGAUGGGAGCAUGCCACCGAGUCCCGUAUCGAUCGCGUCUCAUCGAUUUUUUAAUGUCCGUCCGGCGCAGAUUGUACACGAAGCAUCAAAGAGUUCCUUUGAAUCUUGUGGUAUUUCUGAGACCAAAAGGCUCCAAUCUCAGUAUUCUUACAUGUCAAAUCUAUGGGAAUCAAAGUUUUACUCCCCCAUCAAUCAAAAAUUGCGAGAUGGAGGAAUGAAAGUGCUCGACAUCGGGUGCGGAACUGGAGAGUGGAUCCUUGAUAUGGCUAGAGAAUAUCCAAACACCAAAUUCUAUGGUCUGGACUUGUCACCGAAUUAUCAGACAUCCUCUCUUCCCGAGAAUGUGGAAUUUUAUCAAGGCAACUUACUCGAAGGAUUACCAUUCGAGGACGUUACUUUUGACUUCGUGCACAUGAGUCUUUUGGUUAGGUGGCUGACCACAAAGCAAUGGGAAGAUGUGGUGAUUAGAGAGUUGGUGAGAGUGACCAAACCCUUUGGAUUUAUUGAGCUAAUGGAAGGAGAUCUGACUUUGCACAAUCAAGGACCGGUUACCAUGAAAUUACAGGAGGCGUUCCUUGCAUCGAUGCACGCCAGGGGUAUCAGCCCGAUGAUAGAGACGAUCAUCACCAGAAUUCUCACAACGAACCCCUACUUGGAAGACCUCCAUGUUGAAACGCGAACAGGCCUCUUAAACAAAUGGGACGGAUUGAAUAGCUUGGAAAACGGUUUGCAAGUAUUCAAAACGUUAAAAAAAUCAAACCUGGAAUUUAUGAGUGUCACCUCGUCAGAAUAUGAUGAUAUGCUUACAUCCUAUGUCAAAGAAGUCGAAGAAUAUAACACCCAUUGUAAAUUUUAUCGAUUCUAUGUACGAAAAGUUGAUCAUGCUAAUGCACAUAACCAUUUCAAUGAAACCAUAAGAUCAUCGUCUACCCACUUUAGGAAUGCGUCCAAGAGUAAUCCCCCCUCACUCUCGAGAAACCAUAGUACUAACACCAAUAAUAUUUUUUCUUCAUCAACUUCUCAAACUUCAAGGAGGAGUUCUCUUAAGACGAAUUCUUUACGCAGUGUAAAUUCUUUAAAAAGAUAUUCUUCCAAACAAAAAUUGUAA
Messenger RNA from Acaulospora morrowiae, 1152 nucleotides. NCBI's taxonomy places the organism in Eukaryota, Fungi, Glomeromycota, Glomeromycetes, Diversisporales, Acaulosporaceae. The record is from the annotation of a GenBank genome assembly.